AGCGAGGACGACGCGUUGCUUUUUCCUCCAAUCGUACCGGGCGGUGAAAAUUGCUUUCCAAUCGUUUCCAGGCGUUUUCCGGUGUGCAAAUGUCGCUCGUAUCGAUCGCAAGACCGAUGCGGUGCUAGAUGCAGCUUGAAACAGCAAAUGUUUAUGGUGUUUUGUUUCGACACAUUCGUCCAGAAGCGUACCCAAGGACUCGGGGACUCUACUGUAUGAUCGGUAGAAAAGCAACAGAUCAUAACAAGUGCCGAGUGUGUCCGAGUGUGAAUGUGCGGGAAAGUGUGAUCCCAACAGCAGAAGGCAGUAGUGUGAAUGCCGUAUAGUUGUAUGCGAAAGCCACGACGGUGUUGUGUGCGUGUACUGAACAGUUUGGCUCUUGCAUAGUAGCGCGAGCAACAGAUCCUUGGUUUUUAACACCAAGAACUACCAGCAUUUCCUACAGUGUUGGUGAUUUAAUUUCUUCUCCUGAGUGGAUUCUUCUCAACAUUUGGUGCGUCAUAGUGAGUGCUUGUCCGGAGGACAGAGAGUGCAGAAAGGAGAGAGAAAAAACAACAACAAUAGGACAGGAUAGAAUUUCCUGUGUGUUGAGUGAGUGAAGAAGGACGGAACCGGAACUGGACUGGUUGGUUGGUGUUCGGAAGGUGGUUCGCACGCGGCGGAAUACGCGGAAGUAAACAAGCGCACAAACCGAGCCGAACGUCUGGCCGGGCAGAAGAGCGUUGGUUGGAACAACAAUGAUGCCGAAACGAUCACGUCUGGGUGACGUCCGCGGGCCAAUUUCGAACGGACCGAUGCAAUCGCGCCCACUGGUCGCCCUGCUCGAUGGGCGCGACUGUUCGAUUGAGAUGCCCAUACUGAAGGAUGUGGCCACGGUUGCAUUCUGCGAUGCACAGAGCACAUCAGAGAUUCAUGAAAAAGUAUUAAACGAAGCCGUCGGCGCACUGAUGUGGCACACAAUCAUUCUGACGAAGGAGGAUCUGGAAAAGUUCAAAGCCCUCCGGAUAAUCGUCCGGAUUGGAAGCGGAGUCGAUAACAUUGACGUGAAGGCGGCCGGUGAGCUCGGUAUCGCCGUCUGCAAUGUGCCCGGGUACGGCGUCGAGGAGGUCGCCGACACGACCAUGUGCUUGAUCCUGAACCUUUACCGGCGGACCUACUGGUUGGCGAACAUGGUGCGAGAAGGCAAGAAAUUUACGGGCCCGGAACAGGUGCGAGAUGCAGCGCAGGGAUGUGCCAGAAUACGCGGUGAUACACUUGGGUUGGUUGGACUGGGACGCAUUGGCAGCGCGGUCGCGCUGCGAGCAAAAGUAUUCGGCUUCAAUGUGAGCUUCUACGAUCCGUACCUGCCGGACGGUAUCGAGAAAUCGCUCGGACUCAACCGCGUCUACACACUGCAGGAACUGCUGUUCCACUCCGAUUGCGUCUCGCUGCACUGUACAUUAAAUGAACAUAAUCAUCACCUUAUCAAUGAGUUUACGAUUAAACAGAUGAGACCCGGUGCAUUCCUGGUAAAUACGGCACGCGGUGGCCUGGUGGAUGACGAGGCGCUAGCCGUCGCACUGAAGCAAGGUCGAAUCCGGGCGGCAGCACUAGACGUUCAUGAGAAUGAGCCAUACAAUGUAUUUCAGGGUGCCCUGAAAGAUGCCCCCAACCUGCUCUGCACGCCACACGCUGCCUUCUACAGCGAAGCGGCCACGACGGAACUGCGCGAGAUGGCGGCGAGCGAAAUCCGACGGGCAAUCAUUGGCAAUAUACCGGAGUGUCUCCGGAACUGCGUGAACAAGGAAUACUUCCUGCGUUCGUCGACGGGCGGGGGAGCCGGCGGAUACUCAGAAGGCCCCUCCCGCAGUCUAGCUUUGUCUAAGGAGGCGGACUGCCUGUGACUUUAAUUAGACAGUUCUGAAACGUGAUUUGAGCCGCGCACCGUAAUUGCACAGUAAUCGAGCAGAAGAUAGAGUCUAAUGGUAAAACAUACCAAGCAAGGGAGAAGUUACAGUUUUAAAACACCUUUCAACAGAACAGAAAACGUCGUUGAAGAAACGCUAAUAAACAACACUCAGCCACUCAGGUGAGCGCAGCAAGUUAAUUUGUUUAGCAUAAGGUUUGAAUGGCUGUAAGUGAACGGAAGAAUGUGUGCGUGAAGUGUGAACGAAAGCGAUGAAUGGUCAUUUUCGAAUUGUAAUACAUCCACGUGACACCAACGCGCGUGUUGUCACACCAAGGGGUGUCGUCUUGAUUGAGAAGCAAUCAAAGUAAGUCAGAGAACAACAUCCUGCAAGACCAAUGGUAACUACGUAACGACAGAAAUGUCAGAAUGAUAGGAACAGUUAAGGGAGAACGUCCCUCCCCGCAAUGUGUGUAUGUGUGUGUAUGCGCAUUGUAUCUUUUGCGCGAGAUAUACGCGAAAAGGAUUAAAGAUGGAGCAUGUAGCGCGAUGCGUAAAUAUUUCCCCAUGGAAACGUUUAGACGCAUAAGUUAGUGCAGCCCAUAGUUUUGUUCCAACCAUGCGAUAAUUGAACCCCGACUCCAGAGAUUGCCUGCACACACCACUUCCUUCAUUGGCGGUAUUUCUAGAACGUAAAGUCUAGAGAUAAAAACAAAAUACUUCUUAUGGAAUUCCAAGUUGCAUAGAAUAAAAAGGAACGUGGUGUGUGAUAUACGUACAGGCGCCAUUCUUUUAAACCGUGCUACAAUCGCGCGGGUGUACACUUUAUCUUUUUAAAGAGCAACUCUUUCUCUUCUUUUCGUCUUUGGGCACAACAAGAACAAAAAAGCAAACAUAUAUGUGUUUUCUUUUUAUUUAAGUUCUCUCCUUGUGGAAGGUUUUAAAUACAUUGAUGGUAUAUAGUAGAACGACAUACACACAGGCAUGUUUCAAAUUUGUGACUAGGCACAACACAAAGCGACAACGCAAAUAGUAGCUGCUGGACAAUGCAAACCAAUGUGCUUCGUUUAUUUUUAUUUGUUUUAAAUUGUCUAUAAGAGAGAAAUACGCUCGGUUCAGUAUGCAAAGGCUUCAUUUGUCAAAACAAAAACAAUAAAAUUAAUUCUUGACGAAACACGUGCGUAAUGUGUGUGUAGAAUGGUCGUCUUUUCUUUUCUGAUUACGUAUCAUCGGGGGGAGAAAUGAGGAUGGAUAAAUACGAUGGUUCCCGGGUGCAUUCGAAUUCAACUGGGGUCGUGUGCGUGUGUGAAGUUUUCUUCGGCGCAAAGUGGACUUCGUCCUUGGGAUCAUCCCCGUCCAAGAUGAAGGGAAAGAUGGCGCUUAUCUGCGAACAGGCGAACCUAACAACGAAGGUGAAGGAGGAACACAUCGGUGUGCACAGAGGACAAACGGAAAAAAGGGCGGCGGUGUGGUGCAUGCUGCGAUUAUCCGUUACCGAAAUAUCGUCAGAACGUCAACAGACAACGGAGCGGAGUAU
Messenger RNA from Anopheles moucheti, 3422 nucleotides. It is a transcript of the gene CtBP, whose product is annotated as C-terminal-binding protein. The coding region runs from base 738 to 1883 and encodes 381 amino acids. The transcript has 7 exons. NCBI's taxonomy places the organism in Eukaryota, Metazoa, Arthropoda, Insecta, Diptera, Culicidae. Gene Ontology annotation, molecular function: transcription corepressor activity; oxidoreductase activity, acting on the CH-OH group of donors, NAD or NADP as acceptor; NAD binding. The record is from RefSeq and is a predicted model, not a curated record.